GUAUAUCUGGAGUGGUAAUUACCAGUUCAAAGCAUCUCCGUAUCCCGGUCAGAACUCUGUGCAACGAGUUAUCAUUUUUGGUGACAUGGGAAAGGAUGAAGCCGAUGGUUCGAACGAGUAUAAUAAUUUUCAACGAGGCUCCCUCAACACUACAAAACAGCUCAUUGACGAUUUGAAGAAUUACGAUAUAGUAUUUCAUAUCGGAGAUAUAUGUUAUGCUAAUGGAUAUCUUUCGCAGUGGGAUCAGUUCACUUCUCAAGUUGAGCCAAUUUCUUCGAGAGUACCGUACAUGAUUGCCAGUGGCAACCACAAGCGCGACUGGCCUGGAACGGGUUCGUUUUAUGGGAACAUGGUUUCGGGUGGAGAAUGUGGUGUCUUGGCUGAAACUAUGUUUUUUGUUCCUGCUGAAAAUCGAGCUAAAUUCUGGUACUCGACCGACUAUGGAAUGUUCCGUUUCUGUAUAGCGGACACGGAACAUGAUUGGAGAAAAGGAACUGAACAAUACAAAUUUAUCGAGCACUGUUUGGCAUCGGUAGAUAGACAAAAACAACCAUGUCUAAUAUUCAUUGCGCAUCGGGUGCUCGGUUAUUCUUCCACCGAUUUUUACGCAAACGAGGGCUCCUUUGCUGAACCAAUGGGAAGAGACGACCUUCAAAAACUAUGGCAGAAGUAUAAAGUUGACAUUGCUUUUUACGGGCACGCUCACAGUUACGAACGGACUUGUCCUAUUUACCAGAACAUAUGUACGAGCAACGAGAAGCAUUAUUACAAGGGUAGCUUAAACGGAACCAUACACGUGGUGGCUGGAGGAGGAGGUGCCAGCCUGUCGGAUUUCUCGACUUUCACACCAAGGUGGAGUCUUUUCUGAGAUUCCGAUUACGGAUUUGUGAAGUUGACUGCGUUUGACCAUUCGAAUUUGUUGCUCGAGUACAAAAAGAGCAGCAAUGGAGAGGUUUACGACUCGUUGAGAAUAUCGCGCGAUUAUAGAGAUAUAUUGGCUUGUGCUGUAGAUAGCUGACCAAGUGUCACCCUUGCUUCUUGAUUGUCAUCUCAAUUUUUUACACUGUUUUCUCAGUUCAAUGCAAUAAAAUAAUUUUUUUAAACCUA
This is a messenger RNA of Erythranthe guttata (spotted monkey flower), 1107 nucleotides long. The record is from RefSeq and is a predicted model, not a curated record. Lineage: Eukaryota; Viridiplantae; Streptophyta; Magnoliopsida; Lamiales; Phrymaceae.